AUGGAAACAGAAGAAAGAGAAAUUUUGCUCUUCCUUUUUCUCGUCUCUUUACUUAUCCGUCAACUUGAAGAAUGUUCAAGGGCAGUGACGUCGUCACAGAAAGGGUGGGACUGUGGGAGAAAGGGUGAAAUGGAAAAAUCUGCAGAACAAUAUAUGAAGGUGUUGAACGAGACAUGGUUUCUAAUGUGCCAAAUUAUAAAAAUAACUAUUGCGCUUUGA
Messenger RNA from Clunio marinus, 219 nucleotides. NCBI's taxonomy places the organism in Eukaryota, Metazoa, Arthropoda, Insecta, Diptera, Chironomidae. The record is from the annotation of a GenBank genome assembly.